Argentina anserina (silverweed cinquefoil) is the source of this 1997-nucleotide messenger RNA. Its product is annotated as pentatricopeptide repeat-containing protein At3g60050-like. The transcript has a single exon. The coding region runs from base 294 to 1754 and encodes 486 amino acids. Lineage: Eukaryota; Viridiplantae; Streptophyta; Magnoliopsida; Rosales; Rosaceae. The record is from RefSeq and is a predicted model, not a curated record. Gene Ontology annotation, molecular function: protein binding; mRNA binding.
UCACUUCCUCAAACAUAAAAACCUCUGCAGGGAAUCAUAAACCCUAAUCCUAUCUUCAACAUCAAACUGCUCUAAUCCCAGGUAAGUCCUCACCCUCCUUCUUAAUCCCAACUUGGGGUCCCUUCAAUGAACUGCCCCUACUUCAGUCUGGCUCCCCCAAUUUAAUGGGCCUCACUCAGUUCCACAACUCCAAGCUUUCACAGCUAAGUUUGUUUUCAAUUCCAUCAAUUUCAUAUCUGGGUUUCUCGCUUUUUUUAAGCAGUGUUAAGUCUCAGAGAUAAUGGGUACUAGCCAUGAACUAUAUAGCUCUGUUUGGUCCAAGGGUUUAUCACAGGGUUUUGUGUUGUGUUGUAAUUUCAAGAAAACUAAGCAGUGGGCGUUUUGGUGGGAAUAGAGGGGAUAAUGGGUUUUAUAGGAAUGAGUCUUUAGAGGAACCCGCAUCGGAAAGUAGUGAUUUUGAUCCUAUUUUGAAGGAGUAUGGUAUGUUCGAGAAUGAUAGACCUCCCCGGGAGCAUUUAUCGGCGGGACGAAGCUUCUUCGGGGAUGUGAGGAAAAGUAUUAGUAGGGUUCUUGAGGUUUUAGAGCAGGAUGAGCCAGGGUUUAAUGCGAAAGCAGCUCUGGAUGAGCUGGAGAUAAAGGUUUCAGGGCUUGUGGUAAGGGGAGUGUUGUUUGAGAUAUUGAAGGGGGUGAAUUAUGGGAAUAAGAUGCGGUGCGCGAAGCUGGGGUUUAAGUUUUUCGUGUGGUCUGGUCAGCAGGAGAGCUAUAGGCACACAACGGAGGCCUACCAUUUGAUGAUGAAGAUAUUUGCAAACUGUGAGGAGUUUAAGGCAAUGUGGAGGCUGGUGGAUGAGAUGAUUGAGAAAGGGUAUCCAACUACGGCGCGGACGUUUAAUAUUUUGAUAUGUACUUGUGGUCAGGCAGGGUUGGCUAGGAAAGUGGUGGAGAGAUUCAUAAAGUCGAAGACGUUUAAUUUCAGGCCGUUUAAACACUCAUACAAUGCUAUUUUGCUGUCCCUUCUUGUAGUGAAGCAGUAUAGGUUGAUCGAGUGGCUAUAUCAACAGAUGUUGGCAGAGGGUUACUCGCAGGAUAUUCUCACCUAUAAUAUUGUGAUGUGUGCGAAGUAUAGGUUGGGGAAGUUGGAUCAAUUUCAUAGAUUACUGGAUGAAAUGGGUAGGAGUGGAUGCUCUCCUGAUCUUCAUACUUACAAUCUUCUUCUUCAUGUACUUGGUAAGGGAGACAAACCGCUUGCAGCUCUUAAUCUUUUAAAUCACAUGAAGGAGGAAGGUUUCGAUCCAAGGGUUAUACACUUCACAACAUUAAUAGAUGGACUGAGCAGGGCUGGAAACAUGGAGGCCAGCAAGUAUUUCUUCGAUGAGAUGAUAAAGUAUGAUUGCUUGCCUGAUGUUGUAUGUUAUACUGUAAUGAUCACUGGAUAUAUUGUGGCUGGGGAACUUGAGAACGCCCUAGCGUUGUUUGAUGAAAUGGUCAUUGAUGGGCAGCUUCCAAAUGUAUUCACAUACAAUUCUAUUAUUCGUGGGCUUUGUAUGGCAGAAAAAUUUAAAGAAGCAUGCUCCAUGCUUAAAGAAAUGGAAUCCAGAGGCGUUAGUCCAAAUUUCACUGUAUACAGCACGCUAGUAAGUUACUUGCGAAAUGCUGGAAAGCUUUCUGAAGCACAUAAAGUAAUCCAACAGAUGGUAGAGAAGGGGCAGUAUGCCCACCUGCUUUCCAAUCUCAAGAGGCAUAGAAGAUGUUGAAGCAGCAGAUUCUUUGAUUUGUGAAGUAUUUACUUGCAAUCCCCAUACGAAGAAAGUAAUUUAAUUCGCCUUAGUUAACUUAAUGUGGCUCCUGGCUGUCUCCAGUGGCACCAUGUACCGCAGAUUGUUUCAGUAAUCGUGGAAGGAAAAUAGUGAAGUACACACAACUUAUCUUUGGCUUCUAUUUUUCAUGCAAACUGAUUGACAUAUAUGAGAUGCAGUUUGUCCAUGUUUUCCUCAUUA